Dovyalis caffra is the source of this 1581-nucleotide messenger RNA. The record is from the annotation of a GenBank genome assembly. NCBI's taxonomy places the organism in Eukaryota, Viridiplantae, Streptophyta, Magnoliopsida, Malpighiales, Salicaceae.
AUGGCUUCUGAUGCCCUUGCAGCGAGGGAGAAAGUUCAGCAAUUUCUUACUGCUGCUUGUUUAGGAAAUCUUGAUCUUCUUAAGAAUACAGCAUCACAGCUCGAUGAAGGGAAGGGAAUGUCAAAAACUGUGGCAGAUAUCAAGGAUGCUAAUAAACGUGGGGCACUUCAUUUUGCAGCAAGAGAAGGACAGACUGAGGUUUGCAAGUAUUUGAUUGAGGAAUUGAAGCUUGAUGUUGAUACAAAAGAUGAAGAUGAGAUCGAAGAAAAGAAGAGCACCAUAGCGGAGACUCCUCUUGUUCAUGCUGCUCGGCAAGGACAUACUGCCACUGGUAAAUACCUUCUUGAUCAGGGUGCCAAUCCUGGUAUACCGAGUGAUUUAGGUGCCACGGCCUUGCACCACUCUGCAGGGAUAGGAAAUAUUGAAUUGAUGGAGUAUUUGCUUUCUAAGGGUGCUGAGGUUGAUUCUCAAAGUGAUGCUGGUACUCCUUUAAUAUGGGCUGCUGGUCAUGGUCAACAGGAUGCUUUGAAAGUGUUGCUGAAGCACCAUGCGAAUCCUAAUUGUGAAACAGAAGAUGGUGUAACUCCAUUAUUAUCAUCUGUAGCAGCUGGUUCAUUGGCAUGCCUAGAGUUGUUGGUUCAGGUUGGUGCUGAUGUGAAUGUUACUGCUGGUGGAGCAACUCCGCUGCACAUUGCUGCUGACAUUGGAAGCCCAGAAAUUUUGAACCGUUUGUUAGAAGCUGGUGCUGAUCCUAAUAUCACUGAUGAGGAUGGUCAGAAACCAAUACAGGUUGCAGCUGCAAGAGGCAACCGUGCAGCUGUUGAGAUCCUUUUCCCCUUGACAACAAAAGUUCAAAGCAUCCCUGAGUGGACUGUUGAUGGAAUUCUUGCACACAUGCAGUCUGAAGCUAGCAAAGAGGAAGAAAUACGGAAAGUGAAGGACGUUGAUCCUUCAGAAGACACAGAAACACUUAAAAGAGAUCUUCCUGAGGUGUCCCCUGAAGCAAAGGAGAGAGCUGCUGAAGCAAAAUCAAGAGGAGAUGAUGCUUUCAAAAGAAAAGAAUAUCUUACAGCUGUGAAUGAUUAUACACAAGCAAUUGAUCUGGAUCCCACUAAUGCUGCUGUGCUUUCGAAUAGAAGCCUGUGUUGGAUGCGCUUGGGGCAGCCUGACCAAGCAUUAGCUGAUGGAAAGGCCUGCAGAGAGCUAAAACCAGAUUGGCCAAAAGCUUGGUAUCGGGAAGGCGCAGCUCUGCGCUUGUUGCAGGCAUGCCUUCUUUUUUCUGUUGUUCCAUGGAGGUUUGAUGAAGCAGCAAAUUCCUUUUAUGAGGGUGUGAAGCUUGACCCUGAAAAUAAGGAGCUUGGAAGCAGUCGAUGCUGGGAGAAAGUUUCAUGGUACAGAUCAGAAAAAAUCAUAAUUGUGGCUAUAGCAAAUACAUCAGUACUGGGAAGGGGGACUGAAAAAGCUGUCGAUGAAAAGCUCUGCUGGUUUUUCUUUUGCCUUCAUAUCCUGGAAGAAGCCGCAAAUCAAAUUAGUUGUACUAAAUCCCCGAGGGGGAGAAAGGAGGAUGAAGAGAAAGAGUAG